GUUUCAAGCAGAUACAGCACGACUUCAACCGUAAAUCCUAAAUUUUUCUUUCGAACUGCGAUUUUUGUUUGGGUUUACUUUCUCUCAGUUCCUCACCGUUCAAAGCCCUAAUUUUUACACCAAAACCACGAUUUUUAUUAACAGUGUUCAUCGAAACCUAGCUCGAACCUAUACUUAGCUAUCCACUAUGAACUGCGAAGCAUGCCAACUCAAGGAACUGGUGCUUGAGCCCGUGGAGAUCCGCGAGGUGUUGCGAUAUAUUUUUAAUCUAUUGAAUGCAGGCAUAUUGCAUACAAUUGUAUUUAACAGAGCACUGGGACUUGUUCGGCCAAAAGAUGUAGAUUGUGAACUUUUUGAAAUUACUUAUGUACAAUGUGGAGAUCCAGAGUUGGAGAAGAAAAUAGAGGAGAAGAUUGACCACUUCAUUGGUUGGGUGGAGAAACAUCCAAACAGGAAAAGCCAGGUGUCUUUGUCUUUCUACGAGGUCAAGAACAAGCAACCGACCUGGUUCAGUAACAAAAUUGAACGCCUUUACUGGGAGCAAUGGCACAUUAACUUGCAUGUGGUGACUCCCAAAAUACACGGAAAGUCUCAUCAUUCUAAGGCAUCUGCACUUUCUCGAGAAACUGCAAUGGAAGAGAGCAGUUCCCGUCGUGCUGCCUUGGAGUCUUCCCUCCGAGAUGUCUUGUUUCAGGUCAUAAAAUUCGUCAACGAGAAGAAGGAUCAUAUUCCUUCAAUAUCCAAUUCUGAAGUGAUAUCAUUCCCCUAUGAAAUCACCAUCCCAAGUUCAUCAGAUUCUUCGUUUGGGUGGCACACCGAUGUCAUCAAGAGGAUGCUGCAGACUGGGAACCCUAGCAUGCUGAGCUGAUCAUUUUAACCGGAUUUGUACAGAAGAAAGGUGAAGAUGUAAGAGCAGGUGUUUCGCUGAGAGAGAGUGAGCACUGAGCAGUAACCCUUUAGCUUAAUUUGUACAGAGUUCAUACUGUGUAGUAUAUUUAUCAUUAGUAUAUGAAUUUAUAAAUUAUGUCGCAGACGGAUAAGUUUAUGUAAUGUCUGGAAAAAUUAACUUUUAUCGGUGUAUAUUUUAUGGUAUCUGCUAUUACUAUGC
Asparagus officinalis (garden asparagus) is the source of this 1108-nucleotide messenger RNA. RefSeq names its product autophagy-related protein 101. The coding region runs from base 188 to 868 and encodes 226 amino acids. The transcript has 8 exons. Gene Ontology annotation, biological process: autophagy; autophagosome assembly. Lineage: Eukaryota; Viridiplantae; Streptophyta; Magnoliopsida; Asparagales; Asparagaceae. The record is from RefSeq and is a predicted model, not a curated record. Gene Ontology annotation, cellular component: phagophore assembly site.